Ambispora leptoticha is the source of this 1395-nucleotide messenger RNA. The record is from the annotation of a GenBank genome assembly. Lineage: Eukaryota; Fungi; Glomeromycota; Glomeromycetes; Archaeosporales; Ambisporaceae.
AUGUCUUCCGAUUACUUGUGUGUAAAAAUUGCCGAAUAUCUGUCCGGUUUAAAAACUGAGCAUAUCAUGGCGGCCACGCUUAUUUACCAAGGGUUGGAAGAGAACCCGUGGAUUAGCAAGAAUGAACUGAGGGGUAUUGUGGAUAGAGCAGUUAAUUUGGUAAAAAGAUCAACUACUAUGGAUUUUGAAUGUAGUGGAAGACUUAUUCAAAUUAUACCACAGCACCUUACAAAGUUCCAUUCACGUAGCCAGGCCGUACCGGAUAUAGCUUUGUAUUAUUCUGACUGCCACGUGUUCGAUAUCGCAUUUGAUUCCAUUCAUAACUUGCUGGAUGUUGGAAUAAUAAAAAUGAACAAGGAAAAGCCUCUCACUUCAGAGCAGAUCAAUUAUAAUAUAAAUAAAUUGAGAGGAAAACUCGCAAACGGUACCUCAAAACUCUACCAAGAGUUAAUUGUCAUUUUGAAUGAUGCUUCUACUUCGAAACUGAUCUGGCGAGACCCCCUAGCUAUAAUGGAUCUAUAUGUUACCGCAAAAGCUAAAUCCAUCUCAUUUAAGAAACCAGCCAAAGAAAUGAUGCCAGAAAUAAUACCUCCUACGAUACAAGAAGAAUGUAAUAGAUUUGUGUCGAAUUUUCCAACAAGGAGUGUAUCGAGAUUACCACAUGGGUUAUCACAUACUGGGGACUGGAAAGAAAGUGAAGAAAAACUUACCGAAGUUGCAAUAAAAAUUUUGGAGACAUUAAAAAUUAUUUGGUGUAAUCCAGCCUUCCAUCCUGAGUUCGUUAAGACGUUAAAUGAGGGUACCUAUAUAAAUAAUGUAGUUGUUCCAUUAAUUUACGCCACCUUAUUUGAUAAUCCUUUUGGAGAAUCAGCAUUUAUCACCACUUUUAAACGCCAAAGUAACGCAAGCGUGGAUAGGAGAGGAGAUGGGAAAAUGGGGAGGCGACCCGACAUUAUGUUUGUAAGUAAGAAGGAUGAUAAAUUUUAUGAACUAAUGUAUGCGGAAUGUUCUCAAAUUGUUCAUACUAAGCAAAAGGAAGACGAUGAUGAAGUGAAGUUAUGGCGUGAAGCUAAUGAUGGGAUGUUCUGGGCACAUAAAAGUCGCAGAUUGGAAAAGGGACAAUUUGGCAUUAUAGGAAUACAGGUAUUAGGGCAUGUGCUACGUUUGAAUGUACUUAUUAGAGAUGAUGUUGAGGUGCAUCGGUAUUAUAAAUUGCGAGAAUCGGAGAUCCCCAUUCAUUAUUCUAACGAUCCUUUUGUUUUAGCUAAGCUUAUAAAUACUUUACUAAUUUUUCGAAAUGUACUAAUAGUAAACAUGUCAAUAUUGCGCAGUUCUCGCUUACGAAGAUCAAGUAGAAAUUUAGGUAGUUCAACUGUAUCGACUGAUAUAGAAUAG